AAGAAAGAAAAGGGUGUUCUAUAAAUCACAUAUUAUUUGUUAUUUAAAGCUUUUCAGUGGCUCCCCGUUUUCUGGGUCUCAGCAGUUCCUCAAAACAAGCACGAUUUUCUCUCGUUUUCCUCGCCUAUUCCUGUCCCUAUUCCAUUCGCUUCACACAUCCUUUACCCUUCAUCCUCUCUUUGCCCCUUACAUCUCUUUCUUCACACCCUUCAACUUCACCAAGAGAUUGCCUUUUUGAUUAAUUAGCUCCACUUCAAUUUUCUAAGUUUUCUGUAGGUACGAUGUCUUUUGAUUUCUUAUGCACUUUCUAUAUUGUUUUUCCUUUCUGGGUUUUCGUUAUUUCCCUCUAAUUUGUUGAUUUUACACUGUUGGAUGAAUCCCCAAUACUUGUGUUUGGACACUCAUGCAUGUUGAAUUGGGUGUAAACUCUGCAUUUUCAAUUGGGUUUUUGUUGAUUUUUCGUUUCGUGGGAUCUAUCGUUUCAUCUAUGAUUGUCUUCCGUGUUUACGAUAUUGAUAUAGUUUUCUGUUUGUCUCAUGAUUGUCUUCCACUGAUAUCGCCGUUAUCUGUUUAAUAAUCGGAAGUUAAUUGUUUCAGUAGUUAGGAUUUUUUUUUUUUGGUGUUGAGAGAUUGUGCAAAAAGAAAGGCGAAGAUGUCAAGCUUUGUAGGUGUUCUUGUUUCUGAUCCAUGGCUUCAAAGUCAAUUCACCCAAGUGGAGCUUCGCACUCUCAAAUCCAGAUAUGUUUCUGUAAGGAGUCUAUCUGGCCGGGUAACCGUGGGAGAUUUGCCUCCUGUCUUCGUGAAAUUGAAAGCUUUCAGCGAACUGUUUACUGAGGAUGAGAUUAAAGAUUUCUUGAAGGAAACAAGUAGAGACGUGGGUGAGGAAUUAGAUUUUGAGUCCUUCCUUCGGACAUAUUUAGAUUUACAAGCCAGAGCAACAGCUAAAUCAGGCGGAUCAAAAAAUCCUUCUUCAUUCCUCAAGGCUGCCACAACUACGUUUCAUCAUGCAAUUAACGAAUCUGAGAAGGCAUCUUAUGUCGGACACAUAAACAGUUUUCUGGCUGAAGAUCCAUUUCUGAAGAAUUAUCUUCCUCUAGAUCCAACUACCAAUGAUUUGUUUGACCUUGCGAAAGACGGUGUUCUUCUCUGCAAGCUUAUCAAUGUAGCUGUUCCAGGGACCAUAGACGAGCGAGCAAUUAAUACGAAAAAGGUCCUUAAUCCAUGGGAGAGGAACGAAAACCACACUCUCGGCCUUAACUCUGCAAAAGCUAUUGGCUGCACGGUGGUUAAUAUUGGCACACAAGACUUGGUUGAAGCUAGACCGCAUCUGUUACUUGGAUUGAUAUCACAAAUAAUUAAGAUUCAACUGUUGGCUGAUCUCAAUCUGAAGAAAACUCCCCAACUUGUGGAACUGGUGGAUGAUAGCAAGGAAGUGGAAGAACUCAUUGGGUUAGCACCAGAGAAGGUUUUACUCAAGUGGAUGAACUUUCAUCUGAAAAAAGCUGGCUAUGAGAAACAAGUCACAAACUUUUCAUCAGAUGUGAAGGAUGGGGAAGCAUAUGCUUAUCUGCUUAAUGCUCUUGCGCCAGAGUUCUCUGGUCCUGGGACUUUGAAUGUUAAAGAUCCUACUGAAAGAGCAAAUAUGGUUCUUGAGCAUGCAGAGAAAUUGGAUUGUAAAAGAUAUCUAACUCCCAAGGACAUUGUUGAGGGUUCACCUAAUUUGAAUCUUGCAUUUGUUGCACAAAUUUUCCAGCACAGGAAUGGGUUGUCUGCCGAUACUUCGAAAAUGUCAUUUGCAGAAAUGAUGACUGAUGAUGCCCAAACUUCUCGGGAAGAACGGUGCUUCCGGUUGUGGAUUAACAGUCUUGGCAUACCCACAUAUGUCAACAAUGUUUUUGAAGAUGUCAGAAACGGAUGGGUUCUUUUGGAAGUUCUUGACAAAGUUUCUCCUGGAUCCGUAGUCUGGAAACAAGCAACGAAGCCUCCUAUCAAGAUGCCAUUUAGAAAAGUCGAGAAUUGCAACCAAGUAAUAAAACUUGGGAAGGAGUUAAAUUUUUCUCUUGUAAACGUAGCUGGUAAUGAUAUUGUGCAGGGAAACAAGAAGCUCAUACUAGCAUUUUUAUGGCAACUGAUGAGGUUUAGCAUGCUUCAACUGUUGAGAAACCUGAGAUCCCACUCUCAAGGUAAAGAGGGCAAAGAGAUUACAGAUGCUGAUAUCCUGAACUGGGCAAACAACAAAGUGAAGAAAGCCGGUAGAACCUCCCAAAUGGAGAGCUUCAAGGAUAAGAACCUUUCAAAUGGUAUCUUCUUCCUUGAGCUUCUUAGUUCUGUGGAGCCAAGGGUGGUGAAUUGGGCUGUUGUUACAAAAGGAGAAACUGAGGAAGACAAGAAGUUGAAUGCAACAUAUAUAAUCAGUGUCGCCCGAAAGCUCGGCUGCUCCAUUUUCUUGCUUCCUGAAGAUAUUAUUGAAGUGAACCAAAAGAUGAUCCUUAUAUUGACUGCAAGCAUCAUGUACUGGAGCCUGCUGCAACAAGCAGGGGAGUCCGAGCUGUUAACCUUGAACGACGCUAACGCUCCGGAUGGAACCAACGAGUUGUCCUUGGCUGACCAGAUCUCUGCUUUGGCAAUGGAGGACUCUGCUUCAGGUCAAAAUGAGGAAGCUUCUCAGGAACAGUCUUCAGCAGUUAAAAAUGGAAAAUCUUAAUAGAGACCUACCCAGAAAAGCAAGUCAGCAUUUUUUUCUCUUGGCUUUUGAUUAAAUUAAUUUAUUUACACAGAAAAGAAAAAAUGGUUACAGUUUAGCUUAUUAUUGAACUGUUUGGUAAUGGUUUCAGGAGAGCCCAGUUUUAUAUGCUCAUAUUACCCUCCUUGAGGAAAUAGUAGGGUCCUGUAUAUUCAUUUUCAUUUUCUGGAAAUUUUGGACUAGAAAAUUUUGUUGGUUAGGCAAUAUUUUUUUUUUUGAACGAUGAUUAUAUCAUACAAUAAUAACUUGGGAAAGGGAGAAGUUUACUAUUUUAUCCCUUGGUUCUUCGAUAAUUGUAAUCAGUUGCUAUUAGGAUGGAAAAUAUAUGUGGAUACUUUGUUUAAA
Messenger RNA from Momordica charantia (bitter melon), 3088 nucleotides. Lineage: Eukaryota; Viridiplantae; Streptophyta; Magnoliopsida; Cucurbitales; Cucurbitaceae. The record is from RefSeq and is a predicted model, not a curated record.